This is a messenger RNA of Xylona heveae TC161, 1380 nucleotides long. RefSeq lists its product as hypothetical. The record is from RefSeq and is a predicted model, not a curated record. Lineage: Eukaryota; Fungi; Ascomycota; Xylonomycetes; Xylonales; Xylonaceae. The transcript has a single exon. The coding region runs from base 1 to 1380 and encodes 459 amino acids.
AUGAAGCCUUCAACGAUCCUAAAUCUGCGCUCACUUGCCGCUAAAAUAAACCCUCCUCUUCCGCUGAAUCCGCGAGAGUCACAACAACUUCUUACUCUGCUCACAUCCUCUUUUCGGCAGCAGCUUAAUCGCGAGCAUCCUCCGUUUCGAAGCGAAACAGGAGAGCAUCCAGUUCAGCUGAAUGGAUCGUCCCCGAAAGCCGCAUCCGUGCCAAAGACACGCGAGCAUCAAGCAAAGAAUGCCGGUAGCCAUUACUCAUCAUUGGCGUCUGCUGAUCGCCACCUGGAAUCAAUCUUGACCAAUCCUUUACUCGCUCACGGGCCAAAGAGACGGCGUGCUUCUUCCUCUGGUGCAUCUGGCCAGUCGAAGGGAACAUUCAGCGAAGCACAACACAUGGUCAAUGAUCCGAUUGGAUGGUUUGAGGAGCAUGUAGCCUCUGGAGCAGCCACGAUCGAUAUGGCUCGAUACUGCCUUGAGGCGCACGCCAAGGCUUUGUACAGCUCACCAGAUCCAUCAGUUACAAAUGGAAUGAAGAAUUCUGCUGCAGGCUCCAAAGUUCUGCAGUGGAUGCAGUCUUCUGGAUUGGCAUCUUCAAACGAGUUUCUCACCAAAGAAAAGUUUGUGAAGGCUAUCGUUCCAUUCUUGGUCAGUGAAGGGCGAAAAGACGUAAUUUGGCGGUGGCUGAGACGACCGAUGCCCAGUCUUGUCUCUGGUGCCCCAGUCAAUGUUGAGUCUCAGUCACAGCUUGCGCUCCGGGCAAAAGGGCAUUUGCUCCUUACACUUGUCAAAGCCGAGAUAUCGAACGGCGGCGGUAUCAAUGCCGCUAUGCAGCAGUAUUUACAAUCUGUCGCGCAUCGAGCAGAAAUUAUUGACGAUGUGACACCAUUCACCUGGCGAUCCAGUGCUAAACUUCUUGGACCUACUGGCAGGUAUCUCACCCAUCAAAUGAGAUCGAGCUCCCACAACAUGGAGCUUCGCUCAGAACACUUUUCUGCCUUUGUAACAUCUUUGCGAUGUUGGGCUAGUGAUUUUGAGCUGUAUGCUGCGAGCCUUCAUGCUCAGCGGUCAGGUGCCCCAGAUUGUACUCCUGCACUGAGAUAUCUGCGAAAGCUCUCGAAGGGUUCUGUAACCGAAGCUUCCGUAAAACGGCGCAAGAAGAUUGUUGAGUUGAGCUUGGUUACCGCACGGUUAUUGCUCGAACAAAACAACGUCCCGGACGCAGCCCGGGUCAUGGAUUUUGUCCGCAGCAACUUCCCAGAUGAGCUUGGUCUCCGUGCACAUGAUUCUGCUCGAGAGCUCUCGGCAGCAGAAAGAAGAGAUCGGGUUGAGCAUGAUGAAACGGUCAACUUACAAUUGCUAGAGGGGCUGGAUCUGCGAUAA